This is a messenger RNA of Metopolophium dirhodum (rose-grain aphid), 1660 nucleotides long. RefSeq names its product BUD13 homolog. The record is from RefSeq and is a predicted model, not a curated record. Gene Ontology annotation, cellular component: RES complex; U2-type spliceosomal complex. The transcript has 6 exons. Gene Ontology annotation, molecular function: RNA binding. Gene Ontology annotation, biological process: mRNA splicing, via spliceosome. Lineage: Eukaryota; Metazoa; Arthropoda; Insecta; Hemiptera; Aphididae. Bases 604 to 1512 code for a protein of 302 amino acids.
CUACAACUUUAUACACUUCUGUUUUCAUGUUCUGUACAAACAUAUAUUGAUAACGAAAAUAGUGGAUAAGAAUUAAGAACCGUUCUUAUCUUGUCUUAAAGAACGGCUUUUUCAGCAUGACGAACAGACGAAAUAAAUUUAUUUUGUCAUGGUAGGUAUUCAGUGUUCAGUGUUCACUUUUCACAAUUCAGAUCAAAAGAUCAAAACGUUUGAACUUUAAAUUGCUAAAAUUUCAGACUUACUGUAAUCACUUUAAAAUUAUUAUAGUCCAAGAUAAAAUUAAAAUAUCUGAUAAAGAAUAAGAGUCGCGAUUCGUGUAAUCUUUUAUUUUUUUUAUAGUUCCUACCUACUUUAAAAUACACUGCAUAAUAUUAUUUAAGUCACCGUCUAAAAUAUAGUCAGUCCACACCAUAAACUAAGACCAUUUUAGUUCAUGGUCCACACUACAUUAACUACACAGUCUACACUGAAUAACUGAUAACUGUUUGUAUGGACUGUUCAUAGUAUUAUUAUUUAUUAGUACCUAUGUUAUACAUUAGAAUAUUAUAUUACGUUACCAGUUGAAUGGAAGUAAAUACAGAUCAGUAGAUUACUGAAAAAGACAUGUCGGAAAAAGAGACUAAAAAAAAGGUGAUUUCACAAAAAGAAUAUCUAAAAAGAUAUCUUUCUGGUGGAAAGAAGAAAAAAGAAAAAACUAAAAUUCCAAAAAGAGUUCAGAUCAUUGAUGAUAAUAUUGAUUGCGUUGAAAAUGAUUAUGAAAAUAAUAUUGGAUUUGAUCCAGUUGAUGAAUUUGCACCUCAAAUAGUAGGUGUUAUUGAUGAGAGACCUAAAGAUAUUAAAACAUUGGACAUGUACAAAAAUAAAAAUCGGUGGAAACGAAUAGGUAGCAAUAGUGACAUUGAAGAAGAUUCAAUUAAAAUUGACAUAGAUCAAGUCAACAAUUAUGUACAACAAAUAAACAAGUCUACUUUAAGAGAUUUAAUAAAUGAGAAAAAUGAAGAGUCAGUAGAAAAUGAUAUACCUAUUAGACGUGAUCGAAAAACUGGCAAAAAACGAGAUCUCAAAAGGGAAAGAGAAGAAGAAAAGAAGAAAGAAGAAAUAUUAAAAGAGCACAAAACAAAAUAUGCUAUAUGGGGAAAAGGGGUAAAACAAGUUAAGGACGCUCUGGAACAACACCAGUCUGAUCUACAUGAAAUGCAAAAACCAUUUGCAAGAUAUGCAGAUGACCAAGACUUGGAGAAUUUGUUGAAAUCUAAGAUCAGAGAUGGAGAUCCAAUGCUUGAGUACAUCACAAAAAACCAUAGAAUGGGUGAAGAUUCUCCUGAUGGUGUGAAACAUGAAAUAAGAGAGUUUCGAGGAUUUUGUCCACCAAAUAGGUUUGGAAUUCGACCAGGAUUUACAUGGGAUGGUGUAGAUAGAUCAAAUGGUUAUGAACAGAAAUGGCUAUUGCAACAAAAUUCACAGAAAGCGUUGGAAGACGAAGCAUAUAAAUGGAGCUGUUCUGAUUUGUGAAAUUGUAUUAUGGACAUUUAGAGCUAAUUAUAAUAGGCACCUAUCCUAUAUUUGAUUUGUAUUUUUAUAAGCAUGUAAAAACAAAUUUCAGUGAUAAAAUCUCAAAUUCUUAGAAAUAAUAGAUCAUAUUAUCUACCUACUAAUUAUA